Messenger RNA from Trichomycterus rosablanca, 5814 nucleotides. RefSeq names its product protein tyrosine phosphatase receptor type Z1a (gene ptprz1a). Gene Ontology annotation, biological process: peptidyl-tyrosine dephosphorylation. NCBI's taxonomy places the organism in Eukaryota, Metazoa, Chordata, Actinopteri, Siluriformes, Trichomycteridae. Gene Ontology annotation, molecular function: protein binding; protein tyrosine phosphatase activity. The transcript has 31 exons. The record is from RefSeq and is a predicted model, not a curated record. Bases 2 to 5176 code for a protein of 1724 amino acids.
AAUGAAGAGCCUGGACAGUAAAUGUGCUAUUUCGUGUCUCCUGAUACUCAUCUGUCAACUAGCAGAUGUGUCCCAAGCCUAUGGAUUCAGAUCACAAAAGAAACUCACAGAUAACAUAGACUGGUCAUACACAGGUACUUUGAACCAAAACAAAUGGGCCAAGAAAUACCCAUCAUGCAGCAAUGCCAGGCAGUCGCCAAUAAACAUUGAGGAAAAUCUGGCACAGGUCAAAGCUGAGUUUCAGAAGCUGACAUUAAAUGGCUGGGAAAAGCAGACCUUAGAUACCACUACAGCAAAGAAUGAUGGCAAGACAGUGAUCAUAAACGUGGAUGGUGAUUUCAGUGUAAGUGGAGGAGGGUUGAGAUCCACAUUUAAGGUGGGUCGCAUCACCUUUCACUGGGGUCGCUGCAAUUCCUCCUCUGAUGGCUCUGAGCACAGCCUCAAUGGAGUCAAAUUUCCACUGGAGAUGCAGAUAUAUUGUUAUGAGGCCCAUCAGUAUACAUCUAUAGAUGAUGCCCUGCAGGCUGGAGGAAAUAUUACUGCUCUUGCUGUGUUGUUUGAGGCAAGUGUUGAAGAUAACGAAAACUAUGAAGCCAUUUUAGACGCAGUGAGCAGCGUUAGCAGAUAUGGAAAGAGUCGUAGUGUGACACCUUUCAUCCUUCAAGGCCUCUUGCCCAACUCAACUGAAAAGUACUUCAUCUAUAACGGCUCCCUCACUUACCCUCCAUGUUCGGAGACUGUGGAGUGGAUUGUCUUCAAAAACACAGUGACCAUAUCUGAAGCUCAGUUGGAGACCUUCUGUGAUGUGAUGACCAUGCAGCAGGCUGGAUAUGUGAUGCUGAUGGAUUACCUGCAAAAUAACUACAGAGAACAGCAGCCUCAGUUCAUGGGUCAGGUUUAUUCUUCCUACACAGGCACAGAAGAGAUCCUCACUUCAGUUUGUAGCUCAGAGCCGGAGAACGUGGAAGCUUAUCCACACAACUACACAAGUCUGCUAGUGAUCUGGGAGAGGCCACGGGCUGUGUAUGAUGGCAGCAUUGAGAGAUACUCUGUUACCUACUGGCAAGCACAGGGAAAUAAUCCACCCACAAUGGAAUACCUUACUGAUGGAGACCAGGAUGUGGGAGCCAUCAUCCAGGACCUAGAAACCAACACAAGCUAUGUGCUGCAGGUGGUGGCUGUGUGCACUAAUGGUCUGUAUGGGCGUCUAAGUGAUCAGCUGAUAGUGGACUUACCUGAGAUCGACCCUGAAUCAGACCCUGAUCCAGAAUCUUUUGACGAAAAGGAGGAUUAUCAGCCCUUUAUGGUCAUGCCUGACUCAAACCAGGCACCCCUCCCAGUUCAAACCACUACAUCCCACCCCGGGUUUACUACAACAGAGCAGAACAUCCCUCCAUUCUUUGGUGCCAAAACAACUCCAACCUUAACAGAAAAUGAUUCUCAAGGCAUUUCAUCAAAGAAUGAUGCCAACCCUUCCACCAUGACCCCUACUACUUUAAAUACUGUUAGGUUUACUAAAACAGAGCAACCUGUCCUUCCUGCAUUUGGUGUAAAAACAACCCCAACAUCUGCUGAAAAUAAUUACCAAGGCAUUGUAUCAAAACAUACAACCUAUUCCACCCCUACCACUACGUUUACUGCUUUGAGAUUUACUAAAACAGAACAGCCUGUUCUUCCUGCCUUUGGUAUAACAACAACUCCAACAUCUACUGAAAAGGAUGACCAAAGUAUUACAGAAACUUCUUUUUCUACCCCUACCAAAACAGAGCAGUCUGUCCCUCCAGUAUUUGAUAUUCAAAAUAAUAAUGAUUGGGGUGUUACAGUAGAACAAACUGCCCAAACUACCACUAUUACCCCUAGCACUGAGUCAGUGUUCAGCAGUGUGGCACCAGUUAUAGCCUCAGAAGAUGGUGGCAUUACUUCCAGCUCUGCAGAUUCUAUAAUAAAAAUGAGCGCACAUGAUAUCGAGACUGCAUCAACCUCAGCUCCAAAUGGUGAGGAGGUCUCUGGCGUAUAUGAGUAUAGUGAAAACCCUAUUGCUGUUACAGCUUUGAUCUCCUCCCCCCUGCUUUCAGAGGUCCCAGUGCAAACUCCAAGAGUACCUUUCCCUACAACUACUGCCUCAAGUGGCAUUGAGUUUAAUGGUGAGAGCUCCCCCUCUGCAACCCCUCUGUGUGACUCUCUGCCCUGCCUGCAUGAAAGUCCUCUGUCUCUGCCCUCUUCUAGCUCUGUGUUGUCUGAGUCUGCCUCUACCCCAGACUGGGUCGUCCCAUAUACAGUGACCACUCCCUCUGCUCGCUACUUCAUGUCUUACCCUGAUCAGUCAUCCUUCAGCUCUGUGUCUUAUUGGGAUCUGGAAUCUGUCUCUAGUGGUAGUGAUGAUGGCAAUGAUGGUGACACAUUUUCUGGGUCGGCUUCAGGUGCCUUCCCAUGUAGCAGUACUCCUCCUCUUCAACCUAUACCUGACUCAACUGACUCGGAGAAGGACUCCUUCAAGACUGUUAGCACUGUUACUCCAUCUGUGCAACAUUCAGUUUCCUACCAUAGUGACACCUCUCCUUACUUCACUUCCUCUUUCUCAGCCACUGUCAGUGACAUCCCAUCCAGUGAAAAGGCCAGAAUUCUGGGAGCAUCUGCUCCCUUGGAACCUCCCACUGUGUUGCCGACAUCCACUUCUGAGACCUUACUUUCACACUCAGCGGAUGGAUCGCUGGACAGCAGUGCCUCUGGCUGGAUUGUGGAUCUAGAUUGGGGUCAGAGCUCAGCCUCAGGAGAUGGGGGUCCAACUCCGUCUUCACCCACUAUGUUUACGACUCGGGCACUGGCAGAAGAUCCCGUGCUGGAGGAGCACUCCUCAUCCUUUUACUUUGAGAGUGAAAAUGUGACAGAGAGUGAGGCUACCACAAAUGGCAUAUCAAUUCACCCCAGUCCACCCUGGACCCUUGGAGGUGUAGAGGAAGAGAGCGGAUCAGGAGAGAGUCUUACAGAUAAUGAGACUUCCUCUGAUUUCAGUAUCCCAGAGCAUACUGAUAGAGAGUCAAAGGAAGAACCUGUGGAAGAUGCCAGUAACACUAGUCAUGAGUCUCGUGUGGGCCUGGUGGCCAGUGUGGAGCAUCAAAAGAAAGCUGUGGUUCCUCUGGUUAUGGUCUCUACCCUCACCUGCUUCUGUCUAAUCUUACUCAUUGCCAUUCUUAUCUACUGGAGGAAUUGCUUUCAGACAGCCCAUUUCUACAUUGAGGACAGCACUUCCCCUAAAGUUAUAUCCUCCUCACCUCCUAUCCUGAGCAACACAGGUUAUGAUCAUGAGCAAUUCACAGAAAAGCACUUUGUUGAACAUGUCACAGAACUUCACAACAAUAACUCUUUCUCCAGGGAGUUUGAGAUAAUUAAAGAGUAUUUUGAGGAGAUUCAGGCAUGCACUGUGGAUCUGGAAACCACGACAGAUAUCUCCAACCACCCUGACAACAAGAGCAAGAAUCGAUACAUUAAUAUUUUAGCCUAUGACCACAGUAGAGUCAGACUCUUACCUCAAACUGAUAAAGAUCUCAAGACUGAAGGGGACUAUAUUAAUGCCAACUUUGUGGAUGGUUUUAAUAAACCAAGAGCCUACAUAGCAGCUCAGGGCCCUCUCAAGUCCAGCACUUUGGACUUCUGGAGGAUGUUGUGGGAGCAGAAUGUAGGUGUGAUCGUCAUUAUCACAAAUCUGGUGGAGAAAGGCAGAAAAAAGUGUGACCAGUACUGGCCUUUGGAGAACCAAGAACAGUAUGGCUGUUUUCUUGUGACUGUUAAGAGCACCAGGGUUAUGGCCUAUUACACCCAAAGAAUCCUCACUUUAAAAAACACACGUGUAAAGAAGGGUUCCCAGAAGAGUCGUGCUAAUGAGCAGACAGUAGUGCAGUACCACUACACACAGUGGCCUGAUAUGGGUGUGCCUGAGUACAACUUGCCUGUGCUUAAUUUUAUUCGUAAGUCCUCCAAAGCCUGGACUGAAGACAUGGGGCCUGUGGUGGUGCACUGCAGUGCUGGUGUGGGAAGAACAGGAACCUACAUUGUGCUGGAUAGUAUGAUGAAGCAGAUCAGAGAGGAGGGCAUGGUGAAUAUUGUGGCCUUUCUCAAGCACAUCCGCACUCAGAGAAACUACCUUGUGCAAACUGAGGAGCAGUACAUAUUCAUUCAUGAUGCCCUGGUUGAGGCUAUUCUAAGCAAGGAGACAGAGGUGCCUGCAAGCCGUAUUCAUAGCUAUGUUAAUGAAAUCCUCACUGCUGGCCCUUCAUGCACAACAUGCCUGGAAAAUCAGUUCAAGCUGGUGUGCCAGUCCAAUGCCAAGCAGGCUGAUUUCUCUGCUGCUUUAAAGGAGUAUAACAAAGACAAAAACAGGACCUCAUCUUUGAUACCUGUGGACAGGUCCAGAGUUUGUUUGUCCACAUCAGCAGAGGAGAUGUCUGACUACAUUAAUGCUUCAUAUGUGAUGGGUUAUCAGCAGACCAAGGAGUACAUCAUUACACAGAAUCCUUUGCCAAGUACAGUAAAGGACUUUUGGAGGAUGAUUUGGGACCACAACACCCAGGUCAUUGUCUCCCUACCUGACACAAACAGCCAGACAGAAGAUUCUGAGCAACUGGUGUUCUGGCCUAGAAGAGACCAGUCUAUCAGCUGUAAGAUGUUUACAGUGUCUCUAAAAAGGGAGGAACAUGUGUGUCUGUCUAAUGAGGAGAUUCUAAUUGUACAGGAUUACAUUCUCGAAGCGACCCAGGAUGACUAUGUUCUGGAAGUGCGGCAUUAUCGUGCUCCCCAUUGGCCGAACCCAGACAGUCCCAUCAGCAACACUUUUGAGCUGAUCAAUGUAAUCCGUGGGGAGCAUGACAGUAAAGAAGGGCCCAUUGUUGUACAUGAUAAUUAUGGAGGUGUGACAGCUGGCACAUUCUGUGCUCUUUACACUCUGCUUCAGCAGCUGGAGACUGACAGCUCUGUGGAUGUUUACCUGGUGGCCAAGAUGACCAACCUGAUGAGGCCUGGCACCUUUACUGACAUUGAGCAGUACCAGUUCCUUUACAAAGCUAUUUUAAGUUUGGUCGGGACCCAAGAAGAUAAAAAAGCCUUCCAGUGCUUUGAAAACAACGCCACAGUCCCAGGAGGCCUUGCCAGUGCCUCAGAGAGUCUAAAAUCCCUGGUGUAACCAUAGCAAUGUGUAUUCAUCCAUCAUGAACCUUUUCUCUGCUGCUCUGCUUUAUUUUAUCAUAUUCCCAUCUUCAAAUGAGCUUGCCAAACACAGUACCAUCCUGGAACUUGAUAUGUGUGCCUUUGUGCAUUUGUCCUAUGACUUUGAUACAGUACUUACGUCUGUGGCUCCACCACUUUGUACUAAUCUCCUACUAAUAUUUUUAAUGGAACUUCUUAUUUAUUGACAUUACAGUUCAUCAAAAAGGAAGAAUUACUUAUUAAUAAGACAUUUUAUCAGAUGAUAGCUUGUAGUAUUCACAAGCCACAUUGUUUUUUACAUGGAUGUAAAUACAAAGACUUUGGCUUUUUAGUCACAAUUUUCGAAUAAGAAAAUCAUGUAAUAGCAACCAAGUCAGGUCAAGUCAUGGACCAAAUGUCUAUUUAUAAGCCUAGAUUUUUAUAUUUUACUACUGCUGUAGUGAUUUACACUGUUCCUGCAACCAUACUUUAAUGUAGAAAAAAUGUAUUUCUAAUAAAUUGUCCCAGUGUUACACUCUCAUUAACAUAAACCAUACUGACACUGUAGCUGUUCAUAGAAAAUACUUUUACCCUAUAUUUGUAAAACAACUAAGAUAAAUUCUAAAUAAGCAGUAA